AUGUCUUUAAGGUCUCAGUUGUUCAAAUUUGCUGGUGUUCGUUGUAAUUCAACGCUGCCCAAUGCAGCAAUUCCUCCCAAGUAUACACUAGCCACAGUCAGGGCAUUCCCAUCCUUAGAGCCAUUGACAUUUACUCCAGUACCCACAAAUGUGUUAGCAGCCCCAUUGAGAAGAGAUAUAUUAUGGCGAGCCGUUGUAUAUGAAAACGAUAAUAAACGUGUAGGUUCUUCCAAUCCUCCAGGUAGAAGUGAUAAUGGUUAUUCAAGACGUAAACUCUUUCCACAAAAGGGUACUGGUAGAGCAAGAGCAGGUGAUGCUAAUUCACCAAUAAGAUCUACAGGUGGUAGAGCACUUCCAAGAAAAGCACCAAACGAUUUCUCCACAGAAUUACCUUCCAAACUUUAUUCUGCAGCUUUUAGAAAUGCAUUGAGUUAUCAGUACCAACAGGGAAAGCUAUUUGUGAUUGGUGGUCAAAAUUUAUUACAAGAUACUAAUGAAUUGGAUUUGAACGAAUUGGAAAUUCUACCAAGGGAUCCUGAAUCAAAUGAUGGUGAUCUUAUCUUCAAGAAAUUUUUAAAAGAGUACAACCUACAAAAAAAGAAACUUUUAUUCAUCGUUAGUGAGCCAAGAGAAAGUCUUUUACAAUAUACAGAAGAAUUCAAAGAAAAUGUGGAUAUUGUUCAGCAGGAAUUCAUUGAUGUUAACGAUAUACUUAAGGCUCACAGAAUUUUUAUCGAACUGGAGGCAUUGGAAUACCUGGCGGUUACUCACACUUGA
Zygosaccharomyces rouxii is the source of this 777-nucleotide messenger RNA. It is a transcript of the gene YML6, whose product is annotated as mitochondrial 54S ribosomal protein uL4m. Gene Ontology annotation, molecular function: structural constituent of ribosome. Gene Ontology annotation, biological process: translation. The coding region runs from base 1 to 777 and encodes 258 amino acids. The transcript has 2 exons. The record is from RefSeq and is a predicted model, not a curated record. Gene Ontology annotation, cellular component: ribosome. NCBI's taxonomy places the organism in Eukaryota, Fungi, Ascomycota, Saccharomycetes, Saccharomycetales, Saccharomycetaceae.